AAAAUGGCCGCCAGCGGUUCUCAAUCUGCGAUGAAAAAAUAAACGUGAGAAAAAUCUAACCUGUAAUAGAAUAAUAAUUUGAAUUGAAAUUAAAAACAAAAUUUUAUUUUGUCAAUUGUUCUGACAACUAGACAUGUCAUUUGUUAUCACGAGACUUCAGGAAGCUCUGAGGCAUGGAAUCAUCACUAAGACUAUUGGUGUGAGAUCAUUUUCUCGGGGAAGUUCAUUAUUUAAUGAAGAAGCUGAAGUAAAAACUAAUGAACCGCAAAUUGAUCCUGCAAAGGAUAGACGUAAUCCUAUUCCUCCUGAAACGAGUAUUCGUUAUUUAGCUAGUGACGCUUACAAAAAAACGUAUGGUACAGAACCUGUUUGGAAACCAUAUCGUAGAAAUCAUAAAGGUGGAUUUGCUCCAAGAAAAACUAGGAAAACUUGUAUUAGAGGUGGAGUAAUAUCAAAUGGUAAUCCAUGUCCAAUUUGUCGUGACGAGUACUUAGUUUUUGACCACCGAAAUACUGCUUUGCUGAAACAAUUUAUUUCUGAAUACAAUGGCGAGACAAUAAGUUAUUCGACAACGGGAAUUUGUCAAAAGCAACAUCAAAAUUUACUUAUAGCACUUUAUCGAGCUCACGACUACGGUACAAUAACAUUUGAUGUCCCAUUUAGAGAAUAUGAUUAUUCUGAUUGGUACAAAUCUGAAGACCUGAAGCAGGAAAAUUAG
Molecule: messenger RNA, 718 nt
Organism: Microplitis mediator
Lineage: Eukaryota; Metazoa; Arthropoda; Insecta; Hymenoptera; Braconidae
Gene: mRpS18B
Product: 28S ribosomal protein S18b, mitochondrial
Exons: 5
Coding region: 134-718 (194 amino acids)
Biological process (GO): mitochondrial translation
Cellular component (GO): ribosome; mitochondrion
Molecular function (GO): structural constituent of ribosome
Source: RefSeq, a predicted model, not a curated record